AUGGAGGCAGUCACACCGUUAACAGUCUCCUUGGACGGAGUUCUUCUUUUCAUUGGCGACACCAACAUCUUCCCGAUGUUGGGCUUCGAGAACAUUUUGGCCACGGCAGCUAAGGAAAUCGAGCAUAUGGCAUCAACGGAAGCAGAGGAUGCAUCGAAAAACACAGGUGAAAACCUUCCGGGAAUCAAUCAAGACGAGCUUUCAACUAGGACAACUGCAGGGCUGGACGCGGAUGGAUUCGUCAGGGUGUGUAUCCAUUUACUGCGCGACAACUUCUUGGUGAAGGAAAUGGGGUUUCAACAUCGUGUGGAAGCUCUCACCGUCGAGCAGCGAGACAAGGAGUGGGCACAGCGACUCCCCGGCACAACGGUAGACGAUUCAGCAGAUCGAGCGAUCCUGAACCAGAUUGCGGACAUGGUGGUAGAUCUGGCAGCCCUGGUACCUCAAUCGACCACUGCAAGCCCAGCAGCCCCCGGUGACGUCAGCGUCGGAGGAGGCGGCACGACUCUUCCCCAACCGGGGGCAGACCAAACCUUGCUUCUGGGCGGAGAAGGCAAGAAGGCCGAACAGGCGGACUGGAAAGGCCAAGUCACUGCCCGAGAGGUUGCAAAAAAGGCCAAAGCGCAACAGCUUCGAAUUUCCAACACCGUCGUACGGAUUUUAGGCCAGAUUCAUCCAGACAACGUACCCUCGCGGCCUCCUACCCAACGGCCGGACACGUCGGGAGCAUCAGCGGAGGACAGGGUCGAGGUCGACGGUACCAAGGAGGAUGAAAACGAGGUCGCCUCGAGCUCGAGCUCCGACACUUCGAGCAACACCGAUUCCACGGACAGACCCAGCAGGCCCCCUGCACCAACUGUGACACCUGAUGACUUCACGACGCUAGCCAGCGACCACCCAAGCCAGCAGCUACUCAAGGCGGGCAAGGAGUUGAUGCGGCAGAAACGACCGGAGCAGGCGGUGGUCGUGUGGGGUCAAGCUGCCGAGAUACUCCGCAACACGAUAGAGGAUUCUUCGAAACCGGCGACUACAAGCGACUGUCGUGGGCAAGCUCGGGUGGGCUUUGAUCAACGUGAAAGACUUCGAGCGUGCUCUGGAGGCAUUCGAACGCAUGAGCAAGCGUUUACGUGGGGAACACGAUGA
Molecule: messenger RNA, 1143 nt
Organism: Ectocarpus siliculosus
Lineage: Eukaryota; Phaeophyceae; Ectocarpales; Ectocarpaceae
Source: the annotation of a GenBank genome assembly